AGAACAGGAGUGCGAAACGGAGCGUGUCAUCUCACCGAUGGAUAACAACUAAACUGAGGAUUAAUAUCGCGACGCAUACUAGCAAAUCACCAAAGGGCACAAUGACAGAGAUCCUGUCUUCACCUCCAAAUGAGAAGACUUUAAGUGCCAGCGAACUGACUGAAUUCUUUAACAUGUUGGAGGAAUUUAAUUUCACAGAUGCCAGUGAUAACAUAACACGGGUGGAAAUGCAAAUGUGCCCCACUUCCUUUAACCGUUCUGCUCUUCUCCAUGCUAUGUGCACCCUCUAUGUAUUAAUUUUUGUAGUGGGCCUGGCCGCCAAUGCGCUAGUCAUUUGGGUCAACUUGCGGUCACAACGUCAUUACCAUGAGACACAUUUAUAUAUCUUAAACCUGGCAGUGGCUGACCUGUGUGUGGUAGCUACUCUCCCUGUGUGGGUGAGCUCGCUGGCACAGGGUGGUCACUGGCCAUUUGGCCAGGUGGCUUGCAAGCUAACACAUCUUCUCUUCAGCGUCAACCUCUUUGCCAGCAUCUUUUUCUUGGCCUGCAUGAGCAUGGAUCGGUAUUUAUCAGUGUCACGCUCAGGGGAGUUCUCUCACAGACGUGGAAGACAAAUACGCUAUUUAGUGUGUGCUGUAAUGUGGCUGCUAGCUCUGUUUGCCUCAAUACCUGACACGUACUUCCUCCAGUCAGUGAAGUCACAACACAGCCAUGUAACCUUGUGCCGUCCUGUUUACCCAGAGAAUAACGCUCUGCAGUGGAUGGUGGGCAUUCAAUUGAGUUUUGUGGUUCUAGGUUUUGCCAUUCCUUUCCCUGUUAUAGCAGUGUCUUACGCGCUGCUGGCAAACACCCUGACUUCCUCAUCCUUCUCCUCACAUGCCCCUUCAAGUGGAGAACAGGAUCAUAGUGUGAGCAGGAAGGUCAUCCUCACGUACAUAGUGGUCUUUACAGCUUGCUGGGCACCAUAUCAUGCUGUGCUCCUAGCUGACGCUAUGGCCAUGCUGGGGCUGGUUCCUCUGGGCUGCAGCGCAGAGAAUGCCCUGUUUGUGGCGCUGCACCUUACACAGUGCCUGUCAUUGCUGCACUGCUGCGUGAACCCGGUGGUCUACAGCUUUGCUCACCGCCACUACCGUUAUGACCUCAUGAAGGCCUUCUUCUUCAAAUACUCCACUCGUACAGGGCUGACACAGCUAUUGGAGGGCUCUCAGGGCAUUGAGACAGAAUAUGCAAUGGUGGAGAACAACCCUACACCCGUAAGCUAGGACGCACAGGGUUUUCACUCUCAACCAGAGUUCUGCACUGCUUCAAAUCAUGACCUCACUUGACAUGUAUCAGAUGUGGAUUUUCCAGAUAAGUGAAACUGAAUUAAAACAACAAGUUUUUCAUUGAACAAGUAGCAAAUGUUCAAUGGUGGCCCCAAAGACAUUGAACACUAUUGAGCUUUUGGAAUAAUUCCAAAAACGAUUAUGCAGAAAUGUGCCAAAGACAGAUGCUUCUUAUUUUAACUUAAGAACUGCACGCACUCAUCCAAACAAUAGAGUGCAUAUUAACCUUCCGAGGCCCACACGUGACUGCUGUGUGCAUUUUCAAUUCUCCUUUUUUAAUUUGUAACUAGUAGCACCUAAUAAACAAGCAAAAAAUAAAAUAUACCUAGCGCAAAUAGUUUUCCUAAAUAUUGAUGUCUACAUAUGUGGACAUCGGGACUACAUUUUAAGUAAUAUCAAGCUACAGAAAACCACAUUUUUUUAAUCAUAUAGUUUAUUAUGUUUCCAGUAGUGUUGGUUAUUCAUGUUUUUGAGUCAAUUUUCUGUUAAGCCAAAUAAAUUAUUCUGAUUCAAAGUUAUGGCCAGCAUCAUCAAAUUACUGCCAACCAUGUUUAAAUAAAAAUUUGUAUUAUAAAAUUCUGAAUCUAUGUACUGAUUGUCAUUGUCCCAUGUCUGCCAAUAUUUUGAGUGGUUCAAAUAUCAUCUGCAGCCUGAAACUGAACUCUUGGUCAGAUUCUAGGAUUGAAUGCACUUAGCUGCAUAGAAAGCUAUUGGAUGCACCCUUGCUCCCUAUAAAGUGAGCCUCUGAAAGCUACAUUUUUCAGCUUUUGGAUGAAUACAUUUAUUCUCAAUGUGAAAAUGGGUUGUAACUAAAUAGGAAUGUAUUUACUAAUGUUAGUAAAUAGAACGGUUUUGUAUAGUGAUAACAAAAUAAGAAAUAACUAAAUGUAUAUUAAAAUGAAGCAAAUGACCCACAGAUGUGUUAUAGUUGAAAAUUAUUAAAAAUAACUAACAUGUUUUUUCAACUUUUAUUGGUACAAGGUCCCAUUUUCCACAUAUGUUGACUUCUUCUUUAUAAGCAUGCUGACGUGUGAAAAAUCUAUGGAUUUUUUAAAGCAGCAUAUCAAACAAAACAAGAGAUGCUACUUGUUGCAACUACUUUGUUACAACCAAACAGGUUUAAAUAAAAAAACGUAAAGAGGUUUCUUACCAGAGGCACUUUUGUUGGCGCUGCACCCAUAGUAGCACUUCACGGAAAUCGAUGUCAUGCUGUUGUGUCACGUGACACAGUGUGCCAGAAGUUGAAUCUUUAAAUGACAGUAUAGAGUCCUAUGAACAGUAUUCAGUCAGUUUUAAUACAUUUAAAUGAUGCGCUGCUUAUAGCAAAGCCAAAAUACAACAUACAAUACCCUGAACGGAAAGGAACUGCAAAGAUAAACAUUUGUUUUCUAACAGCAGUCCAAAAAGUCAUUAUACUAUUAUAUCAAUAUUUAAGAUUUCUUAACCCAACUCAAUUUCUAUACUUUGAUAGAAAAAACAUUUUAAAACAUGUAUCAGGCAGUAUGCUGUAUGUAGUAACAAUUAUUUUAUUUACAUUACACUAUAAAAGAGAUAUUCUUAAACACCUAAUCCCACCCCUACGCUUAAAUGUAACUAAUACAUAACAUUAAUGCAAAACUCCUUUUGAACAAAACAAAAACAAUGAGCAAAUAUGAAAUGCAUAAGUAAAGCAAUGAGUGCACAGAAUUUUCAAUUUAUUUUAUUUAAAAAAAAUGUAGUCUUGGGUAAAGUUUUGAAUUCUUCCUAAAUUAUACGAAUAUGUUCUAACAGUGACAUUUAAAAUAUGGAAAAGUGUAACAUUUUGCUGAUGCAGACAACAGACCAGAGGAUGUUUUGGUGAUGGUGUUAUAAGGAUGUAUUGUUAUGAGAGUGUGUUGAAUUAUGACUUUUCAUAAAUGUAUGAUAACUUGAAAUAUUGCAAUUUAUGAUACAAUAUUUGAGAAUUUAAGCUAGUUUUUACUCCUUACUUACCAGUCUCUUACUACUGAAAAGCAACAUAAGUUCAAUAAAAAAUAAAUAAACAAUAAUAAUAAUAAUAAUAAAUCAUAGUAUUAGAUGGAAUGAUGAAAUCAUGUUAAAAGAAUGUUACAAAAUAAGAUUUUGAAGUUAUUUGUAUUUUUUGCAGACUGUAUAAUGUAGCUCAACUUCGGUGUUUAUUUUUAGAUGUUGCUCACUUGCUAUUGAUUGGAAUGCUCAAAGCACUUAGUAUAGAGGGGAUUGUUGUCUUUUAUGGCAAGAUAAUUGGUGUUACUUAUGUAUUUUGAACAGUCUGUGCACACAUGUUCCCUUCUCUGCAACAGCUCAUUCAAAAAUUUUAAAGGAUGGGAUUGGGACAAUCUGAAUAUAUCUGGAUUUUUCAAAGAUUGAGUGUGUUCAUGUAGGGUUCAUGAAGUGUAACUGUAUGUGUUUGUGUUUAUACAUCAUUGUUGUUUUUUCUGUUAUGUAUAUAAUGUUUAAUGACAGACUUAAUCUUGUAACAGCUUCUUGUGUGUGUACUUGAAAGAGCAUUUUCUUAAAGGUUACUGAGUCAUUUUUUAGAUGUGUAUAUUUAGAUUUUCUGUAAGGUAACUUAAAUACAUUGUUAUAUUUAACUUAGCUUCUGUCACAUAUUUUUUUUGUUGUAGAGUUCUGAUGGAACAUUGCAAACCUAAAUGUUCUUGAAAUAACUUGUUUUUCUUCAGAAAACCUAUUCAAUUACUCUAGUCUCUCUUAAACAUCAAAUCACCCUUCUUUAAAUUCCUUUUCCUCAUUCUCAUGCUCAUAUACAGUAUGGUAUCUUAUGGAAACUGCAUGGAUAGGAUUAACCCAUGCAUGAGCUGAAUAUGGAUUCAAUCUACUCUUCCCUUUUAUGUUUGAUUAAAUAAACACCACAGUGGUAUAACUGGUUCGCCAUGUGUUCGACAGUGAUGGCCCCUUUCAUUUACACCCUUAGGGAUUCAUAAAAAACUUAAAGGUAAUAUCUUCAAUCUUUGUUAAUGCAACAAUAAAUGUCU
Molecule: messenger RNA, 4318 nt
Organism: Xyrauchen texanus (razorback sucker)
Lineage: Eukaryota; Metazoa; Chordata; Actinopteri; Cypriniformes; Catostomidae
Product: atypical chemokine receptor 3-like
Exons: 2
Coding region: 102-1262 (386 amino acids)
Biological process (GO): chemotaxis; immune response; vasculogenesis
Cellular component (GO): membrane
Molecular function (GO): G protein-coupled receptor activity; coreceptor activity; chemokine binding
Source: RefSeq, a predicted model, not a curated record